Messenger RNA from Dermatophagoides pteronyssinus (European house dust mite), 1550 nucleotides. RefSeq names its product RING finger and SPRY domain-containing protein 1-like. The record is from RefSeq and is a predicted model, not a curated record. Gene Ontology annotation, molecular function: ubiquitin-protein transferase activity; protein binding. Lineage: Eukaryota; Metazoa; Arthropoda; Arachnida; Sarcoptiformes; Pyroglyphidae. Gene Ontology annotation, cellular component: cytoplasm.
ACCACCUCAAUUACAACGAUUAAUUGAGAUUGCCAACACUGAUCAUGGAUGGUUGAAGAUAAUUAAUUCAAUGAUAAAUGUUAUUGGUACACAUGCUGCUAAAGGAUUAGUUGAAAAUGAUCAUAUUGGACCGGCUGUAAUUAUUCUAUUAUUGGAAGAUUCACAACUUCCAACACGUGAAUUGAUACGUGAUUUAUUAGCAUUGUUAAAUCCAUAUUUAGAUCUUCCUAUUCAUAGUCCUUGUGAUGAAACAAUUAUAAAACAUCGAAAUAUUUGUGCUAUAUUAUCAUUUUUAGCCGAAAAAUUGGCCGGUUCAUUAAGCGUUAAUUUAUUAUCAAUGAGAAUUAUUAAAUUUUUAGAAAAAAUUAUUAAAGAUAAAUAUAAUCAUUUACAUGUAUUAUUUGCAUUAAAUUGUGUGGAAAAAUUUGCUCGAACAAAUGAAAACAAAGAGAUAAUAUUGAAAAAUUUCGAUAUUGUAAAAGAAUUAUGUGAAUUGGAAAAAUAUUUACAAUAUUUUUCCAUACAAACAUUAUAUUAUUCAUCAACAAACGAAUUAUUAAAAUAUCAAUUAGGUUUUUGUGCACAAUGGUGUUUAGAUAAUGUAUUCACGAAAAAAGGAAGAAAAUUUUCCUACAAAAAAGUCGAUUAUUCUAAUCUAAAUGUUAUUUUGAAUGUGAAUGAUAAAACUGAAUUCCUUAAACUUUCACCUGAUGGAUUAUCAGCUCGCUGUGAUACUUAUACAUUCGAAUGUGUACGAUCCAAUUAUCCUGUAUCAUCGGGAAUCUAUUUCUAUGAAGUUAUUCUGUUAACAAGCGGUAUUAUGCAAAUUGGUUGGGCAACCAAAUCAACAUCAUUCAAAAAUCAUGAAGGCAGUGGUGUUGGUGAUGAUGCUCAUUCAAUUGCAUUUGAUGGAUGUCGAAGAGUAAUCUGGCACAAUAUGACUAAUUACGAACAUAAUCUUCCAUUAUGGAAUGCUGGUGAUAUUGUUGGAUGUUUGAUUGAUUUUACUAAAAAACGUUUUAUAUUCUAUUUGAAUGGAAAAAAGAUUGAAAUUGGUCGUAAAAUUUCAAAUAAAAUCAAUCUAGUAUUUUCCGAUGAACCAUAUUAUGCUGCUGCCAGUUUAAUGUCUUAUCAACAUUGUCAUUUUAAUUUUGGUCAAUCACCAUUUAAAUAUCCACCGAAAAAAUAUAAAUUUAAAGAUUUUAAUUCAGAAGCAAUCAUUACAAAUAAAGAUGAUUAUAAAGUGAUUCCAAUGCGUGUUAGAAUUAAAGCUUGUAAUAAGUCAUUUUCAUUUUCAAGUAGCAAAAAAAAUCUAUGUAACAUUUGUUGUGACAAAUCAGCAAAUGUUAGAUUAAAGCCUUGUGAUCAUGAGGGAAUCUGCAGUGAUUGUGCUAUCCAAAUGGAACAAUGUCCAUUCUGUCGUGAAACAUUUGUUCAUUUUGAAGAUUUAUAAUUAAUUUUAUUUGAUUUUAUUUCCCCCUUUUUUUUAUUUGCACAAAAUUUUUAAUGACCAAUUUAUUAUGUGUUAUUAUUAUUAAGUCAAUUGCAUG